GAGGAAAAAAAAGGCAGAAAAGGGAAAGAAAGAGGAAGAGAGAGAGAGAGUGAGAGGAGCCGCUGAGCCCACCCCGAUGGCCGCGGACGAAGUUGCCGGAGGGGCGCGCAAAGCCACGAAAAGCAAACUUUUUGAGUUUCUGGUCCAUGGGGUGCGCCCCGGGAUGCCGUCUGGAGCCCGAAUGCCCCACCAGGGGGCGCCCAUGGGCCCCCCGGGCUCCCCGUACAUGGGCAGCCCCGCGGUACGACCCGGCCUGGCCCCCGCGGGCAUGGAGCCCGCCCGCAAGCGAGCAGCGCCCCCGCCCGGGCAGAGCCAGGCACAAGGCCAGGGCCAGCCGGUGCCCACCGCCCCAGCGCGGAGCCGCAGUGCCAAGAGGAGGAAGAUGGCUGACAAAAUCCUCCCUCAAAGGAUUCGGGAGCUGGUCCCUGAGUCCCAGGCUUACAUGGACCUCCUAGCAUUUGAGAGGAAACUGGAUCAAACCAUCAUGCGGAAGCGGGUGGACAUCCAGGAGGCCCUGAAGAGGCCCAUGAAGCAAAAGCGAAAGCUGCGCCUUUAUAUCUCCAAUACUUUUAACCCCGCGAAGCCCGAUGCCGAAGAUUCCGAUGGCAGCAUUGCCUCCUGGGAGCUGCGGGUGGAGGGGAAGCUCUUGGAUGAUCCCAGUAAGCAGAAGAGGAAGUUUUCUUCCUUCUUCAAGAGUUUGGUCAUUGAGUUGGACAAAGACCUUUAUGGCCCAGACAACCACCUUGUUGAGUGGCACCGGACACCCACAACCCAGGAGACAGAUGGGUUCCAAGUGAAGAGACCAGGGGACUUGAGUGUGCGCUGUACCCUGCUCCUGAUGCUGGACUAUCAGCCUCCCCAGUUCAAACUGGACCCCCGCUUGGCCCGGCUGCUGGGGUUGCAUACGCAGAGCCGCUCAGCCAUUGUCCAGGCACUGUGGCAGUACGUGAAGACCAACAGGCUACAGGACUCCCAUGACAAGGAAUACAUCAAUGGAGACAAGUAUUUCCAGCAGGUACCAUAUUUUGACUGUCCCCGCCUGAAGUUUUCUGAGAUUCCCCAGCGCCUCACAGGCCUGCUGCUUCCCCCUGACCCCAUUGUGAUCAACCAUGUCAUCAGCGUGGACCCAUCAGACCAGAAGAAGACUGCGUGCUAUGACAUUGAUGUGGAGGUGGAGGAGCCACUGAAGGGGCAGAUGAGCAGCUUUCUCCUGUCCACGGCCAACCAGCAGGAGAUCAGUGCUCUGGACAGUAAGAUCCAUGAGACCAUUGAGUCCAUAAACCAGCUCAAGAUCCAGAGGGACUUCAUGCUAAGUUUCUCCAGAGACCCCAAAGGCUACGUCCAAGACCUGCUCCGCUCCCAGAGCCGCGAUCUCAAGGUGAUGACAGAUGUGGCCGGUAACCCUGAGGAAGAACGCCGGGCUGAGUUCUACCACCAGCCCUGGUCCCAGGAAGCUGUCAGCCGCUACUUCUACUGUAAGAUCCAGCAGCGCAGGCAGGAGCUGGAGCAGUCACUGGUCGUGCGCAACACCUAGGAGCCUGUGAACACGCAUCACUGUGGACCAGCCUCGCUGCCCAGCAUGGACCCUGGGCUCUGGACUCCCUCUCCCGCGCUGUGCUGGGGUUGGGGAGGGCUGGAUUAAAGGUCACUCAUCAGACAGCA
Messenger RNA from Rattus rattus (black rat), 1662 nucleotides. It is a transcript of the gene Smarcd3, whose product is annotated as SWI/SNF related, matrix associated, actin dependent regulator of chromatin, subfamily d, member 3. The record is from RefSeq and is a predicted model, not a curated record. The transcript has 13 exons. NCBI's taxonomy places the organism in Eukaryota, Metazoa, Chordata, Mammalia, Rodentia, Muridae. Gene Ontology annotation, biological process: regulation of transcription by RNA polymerase II. Gene Ontology annotation, cellular component: SWI/SNF complex; nucleus. The coding region runs from base 77 to 1534 and encodes 485 amino acids.